This is a messenger RNA of Myotis lucifugus (little brown bat), 1182 nucleotides long. It is a transcript of the gene LRRC74B, whose product is annotated as leucine rich repeat containing 74B. Bases 1 to 1182 code for a protein of 393 amino acids. Gene Ontology annotation, molecular function: protein binding. NCBI's taxonomy places the organism in Eukaryota, Metazoa, Chordata, Mammalia, Chiroptera, Vespertilionidae. The transcript is spliced from 9 exons. The record is from RefSeq and is a predicted model, not a curated record.
AUGAGGGGCCCCUGCGAGAAGUCUGGGGAGAGUGAAGAACAGGAGAAAGAGGUGGCGGCGGCUACGGCGGCUGGGCGUCCUGCAGGGGUCCCGGAGGCUGAGGAUUCAGACACAGAUUCAGACUCUAACCUGGAGACGGAAGGCACCCAUGGGCUCAGAGAACUGGUCAAGGACACCCUCUACCUGAGGUCUUGCCGGGCCCACGGUGCCGUGCCCGUUUCCCGCUUUCUGCGCCAAGGGAGAGCCCCAGAGCUGAAUCUGCGGCACCGUGGCCUGGGGCCCCAGGGGGCCCGGGCUCUGGCUCCUGCACUAUCCUCCAAUCCCUAUGUCAAGCGGCUGGACCUUCGGGACAACGGGCUCCGUGGGGCCGGCGCAGAGGCCCUGGCGCACGCCCUGAGCAAAAGCAGCAGCAUCUGUGAUGUGGACCUGUCGGAGAACCAGCUGGGAGCGGUGGGAGCCCAGGCCGUCUGCGCUGCCCUCAUGGCAAACCCUGCCAUACAGAAGGUACAGCUGGCAGGGAACAGCCUGGAGGAGCAGGCAGCCCAGUACCUCGCUGAACUGCUGCUGGCCCACACGGGCCUGAAGUCCCUGGACCUGAGCUAUAACCAGCUAAAUGACCAAGCAGGGGAGACGCUUGGACCAGCCUUGGCAGAAAACACAGGACUCACCGAGCUUAACCUGAGCUGGAAUCAUCUUCGAGGCCCAGGCGCUGUCUCCUUUGCCAGAGGACUGGGGGCAAACAUCUUCCUGAGAGUCCUGGACAUCUCAUACAAUGGCUUUGGAGACCCUGGAGCCUCUGCAGUGGGUGAGGCACUUCGGACCAACAAUGUGUUGGAGGAACUCAACAUGAGCAACAACCGCAUCUCUGUGGUGGGAGCCCGGAGCCUGGGCUUGGGCCUCCGGGUCAACCAGACACUGAGGAUUCUUGUUAUGUCCAGGAAUCCCAUGCGAAGUGAAGGCUGCCUGGGUGUCCUCAAGUCUGUCCGGGAUAAUCCAGUGUCUGCCCUGGAACUGCUGGAUUUCUCUGGUAUCCAGGUGCACAGAGAGUUUGAGGCCCUCGCUAGCUCAGUGAAGGCGAUUCUUCCAGGGCUUUGCAUAAGGUCUGAUGCCGGCAGAGUGGAGUACAAAAAAGAGUUACUGGCAGUCUGGAGACCGUCCCUACCAGCGUCGGCCCCUAAAUGA